This is a messenger RNA of Lolium perenne, 696 nucleotides long. Lineage: Eukaryota; Viridiplantae; Streptophyta; Magnoliopsida; Poales; Poaceae. The record is from RefSeq and is a predicted model, not a curated record.
AUGGACAUGUUGAUGUCGCUCAAAAUGUUCUGCAGUGAAGUAAUUGACUCCUCUUCUGACGACGAGUCUGAACAAACAACACAGAACAUGGCUUCUGAUGCGGCCUCCAUCCCCCACGAGCAGAAUGCUAGCCAAACACCGUUGCACCGGGGCUCUCUGAAGGGCCGCUCAAAAAACAUAUCAAGCAACAGAAUGGAAGGCACCUCUGGCUCCACAAGGACUACAUCGACCGCACCGAUCCGUUGUUCCUGGAAAAAUUGUUCCAUCAGCGCUAUUUGCAUGCCAUCGUAUGGAAUGGCUGCUGAUAUAUUCGAUGAGUAUCUUCGAAUUGGUGAGACUACCUGCCUUGAAACCAUGUACCGGCUUUGCCAACCCGUGAUUGACGUGUUCGGAGAAUAUUACUUGAGGGAGCCAACAGUUGAGGACACAAGGCGGUUUUUGUCUAUCAACAAAUCUAGAGGGUUCUCGGACAUGAUUGGCAACAUAUAUUACAUGCAGUGGGAGUGGCAGAACUGUCCAUUUCGAUGGCAGGGUCAGUACAACAUCCAAGUGAAGGGAUGCACUGUCAUUCUUGAUGCAAACAUGAUCAUUGAGGACGGGCAUCCUGAUGGCCGCAAUGAGCAACUAUGGGAUUUCCAGGGUGAGCUGGUUGUGCCAAUCCUGGGGCAUCAACCUGGCAGCAAUAUCUGCAUAUGA